AUGAGAGCUGAGACAAUCGGAGUAAAAGCAUACAAUACUUUACUUUUUCUAGCAGAGAUAUUAUUGCUUGUUUUGAAAAUUGUAUACUACAUUUGCGAAAAUGUGUACAGAUUAAUCGUCCCACCAAAGAAGAAAGACGUAGAUGGUGAAAUUGUUUUGAUAACAGGUGCAGGUCAUGGCAUUGGUAAAGAAUUAGCGAUUGGCUACGCUUUUUUAGGGGCAACAAUCAUAUGUUGGAGUAAAAAUGAAGAAAACACCAACCAAACGAUGGAUGAUAUUAAAAACAUGGGAAUAGAUUCUGUAUAUGCAUAUCGAUGUAAUGUAGCAGAUAGGGAAGAAGUCUUCCGGGUAGCGGAGAAAGUAAAAAAAGAAGUGGGUGACGUUACUAUCUUGAUCAACAACGCCGGUGUAGGAAUUGCUAAAUCGUUACUAAAUCAAAGCUUCGACGAUAUUGAACGAGUUAUAGACGUCAACCUGAAAGCGCAUUAUUGGACAUUACGAGCAUUCUUGCCAAGUAUGAUAGAAAAAAAUCACGGUCAUGUUGUGGCAAUUUCGUCAAUAGCAGGACUUUUUGGAAGUUCUUAUGGAACG
Wasmannia auropunctata (little fire ant) is the source of this 591-nucleotide messenger RNA. RefSeq names its product short-chain dehydrogenase/reductase family 16C member 6-like. The transcript has 5 exons. The annotation marks the transcript as partial. Gene Ontology annotation, cellular component: lipid droplet. The record is from RefSeq and is a predicted model, not a curated record. Lineage: Eukaryota; Metazoa; Arthropoda; Insecta; Hymenoptera; Formicidae. Gene Ontology annotation, molecular function: oxidoreductase activity, acting on the CH-OH group of donors, NAD or NADP as acceptor.